Molecule: messenger RNA, 354 nt
Organism: Oikopleura dioica
Lineage: Eukaryota; Metazoa; Chordata; Appendicularia; Copelata; Oikopleuridae
Source: the annotation of a GenBank genome assembly
AUGAUGCCACCUCAACCACUCACCAUGCAAAAGCAGCAAAUUGUCUACCGACCCCAAAAAGCAGCAGCACCCAUUUCCUCCUGUUCAAUUUCAAUUGCUCAACAAGUCCCGAUACCUUCAAUGCCUUUAACUUCAAUGCCAACUGUCAGUAUUCCCCAGCAGUCUUCUACCACUCCAGUGAGGACCAAAGAGUCUUCGCCGGAAGAUGAAGAAAUAAAUGUCACUGAGGUUGAAGAAAAAAUCGAUAUAAAAGAGGAACAAAAAGAUGAAGAGGAAAUCGAGGAGAUUUCAAAUCCUAGAACAACGCAUGCUCCGCAAACUGACAUUUUAUUCAAGGUGCGUUUUUGGACAUAA